Messenger RNA from Aspergillus tanneri, 2550 nucleotides. Its product is annotated as U2 snRNP complex subunit CUS2. The coding region runs from base 1 to 2550 and encodes 849 amino acids. The transcript is spliced from 10 exons. The record is from RefSeq and is a predicted model, not a curated record. Gene Ontology annotation, molecular function: RNA binding; oxidoreductase activity. Gene Ontology annotation, biological process: mRNA splicing, via spliceosome. NCBI's taxonomy places the organism in Eukaryota, Fungi, Ascomycota, Eurotiomycetes, Eurotiales, Aspergillaceae.
AUGGACAAUGGUACUGGGGACCAGCUUGUGGAUGGCUGGAACACUUUUCCCCCUGCAAUCUCUGUCACUCUAAAUGUCUCAUUUCGCCAGGUUCAACAGUACGCGGUACUAAUUCUAGCCGCAUAUCCAAUCUUGGUUUCUCUGCUUCGGUUCCGUCGAGUUCGAUGGCUGCACCAAAAGUACAGCUACCCCACUCGCGAGUCCCUGUCGCGUAUGACAGAUGAUGACGCCUGGGCGAUCCAGAAGGUUUUGGCCCAGCUCGAGUUCCCUUUCAUAUUUAUCAAAUCCCUGCAGUUUGCGCUUUUCAGGACGUAUGGCAUUCCUACUAUAUCAGGGCUACUCGCCAACACCAAGCAGUUGUCCGACCCGGAGCUGUCUCUCAAACGCUAUGCCGAUACGGUCGUCUUCAUUCAGGAGUUUAUAAGCCAGGCUCCAUCUUCUAUCCGGUCUUGCUCUUCCGUUGCGCGUACCAACUUUAUUCACAGUGGGUACCGCGCUUCGGGCAAAAUCCUGGAUGAUGACAUGCUGUACACGCUGGGCCUAUUUGCCAUCCAGCCAGUCCGGUUUAUCGAGAAGUAUGAAUGGCGCAGCCUGACUGAUGUCGAAAAGUGCGCUUUGGGGACGUUCUGGAAGAGCCUGGGCGAUGGUCUGGGGGUCAAGUACGAUGCUCUCCCGUCAGGAAAGACAGGCUUCCGCGACGGCCUGCACUGGCUCGAGGAAGUCGCGGCCUGGAGCGACGAUUACGAGGUCCGUUGCAUGCUUCCGAAUAUCACGAAUCACCAAACAGCCACAUACACAGCCGCGAUUCUGCUAUACAUGGUUCCCAGGCCAUUACAGCAUAUUGGGCAUAAGUUUGUGUCAUUUAUGAUGGAUGAACGCCUACGGAGGGCCAUGCUGUAUGAUGAUCCACCAGCAUCGUAUACUAAAGUGUUCUCGUUUCUCUUGUCGAUGCGUCGAUUUGCAAUGCGCUACCUAGCGCUUCCUCGGCCUUAUCUGUUUCGUUACAACAGCGUUGCGGAGCAUCCAAACGAGCAUGAUCGCCUCUUCUUGACCAAAUGGGACGCCGCACCAUACUACGUUAAGCCGACUUUCUGGAACCACUGGGGUCCUACGGCGUGGCUCACGUGGGUGAUGGGCCGCCCGCUUCCAGGGGACGAGGGGAGCAAAUACUACCCGCAAGGUUACUACAUUCCUGACGUUGGGCCUAAUCUACAUAUUUGUCUCUGCCACCCCUUUACCUUCUCCUCGCGAGUUAUGGCGUCACCGAGUCCUGAGGCCAACUCAAACGCUGCGCCUUCGAAUAAUUUCCCUCAGGAUCCUUCGGAAUUCGACAGCGAUCCCCGGGUCUCGUUCUCCAAGUUGGACGGCAAGUUCAUCCUGGAAACAGAAGACGGACAUGAGUUUGAAUACAAUACGCUGUUGAAAACCUUCCCUGUGUUCUUGUGUUCUUCUAUUUUCCUUUCAUUUCAUUUAUCAGCUAUAACUCGCAUGGAACUUGGCUGGUUCGUGAAACUGAUUCCGUGGUGGGCGCAUCUCUGCGCGCCCGUGGGUGUUCUCCAGGUCGAUGAUGACUUGCUCCGACAACAGCAAGAAGCCUACAAAGUCCAAGGUGUAGAUGAGAAUGAGGAAGUGACGGCACAGCACUUGAAGAAAAAACGGAAGCAACAGGUAGCUGCCGAUGAAGCCAACACACAGAAACAGAAGAAGCAGCGUGUAAAUACGGCCGUAUUCGUCUCGUCCAUCCCUCUUGAUGCGGAUUUCGAAGAAAUUCAGCAUGUCUUCUCCAAAUGCGGUGUCAUUGCCGAAGAAAUUGACAGUGGCCGCCCCCGGAUCAAGAUGUACAUGGAUGAUGACGGGAAGUUCAAGGGUGAAGCACUCGUCGUUUACUUCCGACCUGAGUCGGUUAAUCUCGCAAUCCAGAUGCUGGAUGAUUCAGACUUCAGAUUCGGUGUCACGGGGCCUCAGGGGCCCAUGCGAGUUCAAAUCGCGGACUUCUCUUUCAAGAGCCAGCAAGAUGCACCGACCAAAACCAGUAUGAAAGACAGGAGAAAAAUCAUUCAGAGAACGCAAAAGUUAAAUAGCAAACUCGCCGACUGGGAUGACGACGACCCAUCUACGCUACCAGAAACCAAUUCCAAGUUUGAGAAGACUGUCAUUCUGAAACACAUGUUUACCCUGAAGGAGUUGGAUGAUGAUCCGGCGGCCAUCCUAGAUAUCAAAGAGGAUAUCCGUGAAGAAUGCUCCAAAUUAGGAGAGGUGACCAAUAUUGUGUUAUAUGACAAAGAGGCCGACGGGGUUGUUAGCGUGCGCUUCAUCGAGCCCGAAGCUGCGAAGCACUGCGUCCGGGUCAUGGACGGUCGCUUCUUCGGUGGGACCCGUGUCGAGGCAUAUAUCUCAGAUGGCAGUGAGCGCUUUAAGAAGAGCAAUGAUAAACGAGCAGCAUUGGAGGAUCUAGCAGAGAGGGGAUUUGAUGCUGAGGACUCCGAGGAGGAGCAAAGGCUGAAUGAGUUUGGCACAUGGCUGGAAAGUUCUAAUGCUGAAGUUAAGUGA